Molecule: messenger RNA, 1024 nt
Organism: Geodia barretti
Lineage: Eukaryota; Metazoa; Porifera; Demospongiae; Tetractinellida; Geodiidae
Source: the annotation of a GenBank genome assembly
UCUAAAUAAAGCACACUGGACACGUGGCCGGUGAUGGAAGAACAAGGGAGCAUGUGUGAGAGUUGUGGGGUGGAGAGAGGACGAUACAAGUGUCCUGGGUGUGGAGUACGCUCAUGUAGUGUGCAGUGUGUCAAGAGACACAAGACUGAACGAAGGUGUGAAGGAAAGAGGUCGAACACUAACUAUGUGUCUCUUUCAGAGUUCACGACAUCCCAUUUGCUGAGUGAUUACUACUUUCUGGAAGAGGCGGGGCGCAUGAUUGACUCUGCCCAUCGAGGCCUUCAGAAUAUUGGGAGAGAUACCAGAGAGAGGAGACAGAGGCUGCAAAGAGUGAGGACAGCUGCGAGGAAAAGGGGGAUUUCCCUCCAGCUGUGUCCUCAGGGGAUGGUGAAACACCAGGCCAACACCUCCUGUACUAUAUGGAAUAAAGACAGGUGGAAUGAAACACAGACCAUGUGGUAGUAUGGAAUGAGUGUUCUGCAGGAGAGACUGGGGAAUACAGUGGAGGGUGAGACUGGUGUUCCCUCUGGCAGGCCAGGAAUUCACCGAGGAGAGAGUGUGUGAGGACAAGUCAUUGGAGGACCUUCUGAAGAGGUAUAUACAUCCUACAGAGAGCAACCCAGUCAUAAGGCACAGACUUAAGAGAUAUGUGGGACAGGAGGUGGCAGUAUUUCUGAAGGUGGAGAAGACAAACUCGGCCACCUACUGCCAGAUACGACCUCAAAAGUUCUCUCAGAGAAAGUCUCAGAGACAGAACAGUCAUUGAGUUUCCCGAGUUGCACAUCACUCUCUCUUCAGCUCCCACUGAUUACCAGGGGUCUCUCCUUCAGCCAUCUGAUUACCAGGGGUCUCCUGCUGGGGAGCUGCAGGUGUCAAGAGAUGCUACCUCGUCUCUUGCAACACUAGCUGCCAACUAUGGGAGUAGCAGCGAAGGCAGCGAGACAACUUAGCUAUAAACUGGGGUUUUUGCAGUCACUGUAUGUUAUGAUUGGCUUUUGUGGCUCAAUAUGUAUUUUGGGGACAA